CACUCGUGGGCCGGCGCGGGCGAGUGUGCGCAAGGCUCUGGCCAGACGGGACCAGCGGGAGGUCGAGCGAGCGAGAAUCAGUAAAGACAUUAAUUAUCGUAAGGAGAGUAAAAGGAACCGUGAGUGCUUGCGGCCGCUCCAUACACAGUGUAAUACGAUGAAGGUCGCACGACAGAGAAAACGGCGGCUGCGGCGGUGAAGUCGGCAUCGGAUGAAGCAAAAGUGACGCGAUAAUUUGUGUUGUGACGUGUUGCAAGGCGAACGCUUGCAAUCAUGAACACCUAUUGUGAGAGGGUCUUUGGACAGAAUGUCUUGAAUAGACUGCAGCAAUCGCCUGCGAAGAAAAUGCCUGUAAAACAAAUGCCCUUGAAGAACAAGACGGCGUCCCUGUUUAAGCUCGUCACCGUGGAGUUUUGCGACUACACGGGCUCCUUCACGGUGGUGGGGCCGGACCAGGGCACGAGGGCCGAGUUCGUCCGGACGCAGCUCAACCAGAUGAAGGAAGGUGUUAAGAGCAAGCCUGUCCUACUGGUGAUCUCCCUCGCAGGCGUAAAGGUGUGCAGUCCUGAUGGCAAGACCGUGUAUAUGGCACAUGCGUUGAGGAGGAUCAGCUACGCGACUUGUGACCCGGAGCAUCGACAGUUCAGCUUUCUGGCGCGUGAACCGAAGGGCCAUUUUUCCCUGCAAUACUGCCACGCCUUCCUCACUCACACGCCCGAUCAGCCAGACAGUUGA
Molecule: messenger RNA, 735 nt
Organism: Penaeus indicus
Lineage: Eukaryota; Metazoa; Arthropoda; Malacostraca; Decapoda; Penaeidae
Product: SH2 domain-containing protein 5-like
Exons: 7
Coding region: 274-735 (153 amino acids)
Source: RefSeq, a predicted model, not a curated record